GAUAGGGAAUGAAGAAAAUUUGUGGAAAUAAUGACUAAAUAUCCAAAAAUGAGCGUGACCAGUGGCCACACGUAGCGUACCACUGGUAAAUUUCAUUUUCUUCAUCAGAGAAUACUCUUCGAUCCAAAUGGCGGCGCUAUCUACGGUGGUCGGAGCGCAGCCGGCGAUCAAAAUCGUCGCUCUCUGCGGUUCUCUCCGCCAAAAUUCUUACAACAGAGGCCUCAUUCGUGCUGCGGCGGAGAUUGCGGAGGAGUCGAUCAAGGGCUUGGAAAUCGAGUAUGUAGACAUCUCGCCCUUGCCGAUGCUCAACACCGAUUUGGAGAUCGACGGAACAUUCCCGCCGGCCGUCGAGGCUUUUCGCCGGAAGAUUCUGGAAGCUGAUAGCAUCCUCUUUGCUUCGCCGGAAUAUAAUUACUCCGUCACCGCGCCAUUAAAGAAUGCUCUCGACUGGGGAUCAAGGCCACCAAACGUGUGGGGCGACAAAGCAGCAGCAGUGGUGAGUGCAAGUGGUGGCUCCAGUGGAGUACGAUCACAGUACCAUCUUCGCCAAAUCGGAGUUUUUCUCGACCUUCAUUUCAUAAACAAGCCCGAGUUUUUCUUGAAUGCAUUCCAGCCCCCGCCCAAGUUUGACGCCAACGGCGACUUGAUCGAUGCCCAGAUCAGGGACAAGUUGAAGGCUCUUCUCUUGUCCUUGCAAGCAUUUGCCUCGAGACUCCGACCAACCCGUAUAAAUUGAACCAUAUGCCUCAAUAAGUAUAUAUGUUAUUGUGUCAUGUGUGUGUAAUAUAGAGCAUUCUUGCAUAUGGGGAUAUAUGACUUUUUAGCUAAGUUUCUUUUGCUCUUCUAGAUCCUCAAGAAGGAAAUCUUGGAGGGAUAUGAAACUCCAUAAGCUCUACAAUUGGACUAAAAGAAUUCAGAGAAUACUAAAGCCCAAGUUUGGCCCAGAAGGGCAAUAGAUUCUCCAUGAUGUUGUGACAUUAAGCUCUCAAUCUCUUUCAUUUCCACUUUGAACUUGUACUUUUAGAUUAUUCUUGAAACUUUUCUGGA
Molecule: messenger RNA, 1047 nt
Organism: Momordica charantia (bitter melon)
Lineage: Eukaryota; Viridiplantae; Streptophyta; Magnoliopsida; Cucurbitales; Cucurbitaceae
Product: NAD(P)H:quinone oxidoreductase
Cellular component (GO): cytosol
Molecular function (GO): oxidoreductase activity; FMN binding
Source: RefSeq, a predicted model, not a curated record